AUGAAUAGGGUGAUCUCUUACGGAUUUUUGGGAAGUUUAAUGUUGUACUUGGGGCGAAGAUUUUUCAGAGGAACUUUCGUUUCUUCCGAAUUGAUGAAUAAGAAGGAUUUGAGUGGACAAGUUGUGCUGGUUACUGGAUGUAGUAGAGGAGGAAUUGGUUAUGAAACUGUAAAGGCUUUGUAUUUAAGAGGAGCUCAAGUUGUUGUUGCUGUUAGAGAUAAAGCAAGAAGUGAGAAGGAAUUCUUUGAAUUGUUGAAUCAACAUAAGGGAGAACAGAGAGGAUUUAUUGUUGUAAUGAAGGUGGAUUUGGAUGAUUUGGAAAGUGUUAGAGAAUUUGCAAAGGAAUUUUUACAGAGAUUUAAUCGAUUGGAUAUUUUGAUUAAUAAUGCUGGAUUGGGAGGAGCUGAUGGUGUUUCUAAACAGGGAUACGAAACUCAUUUUGCUGUAAAUCACUUGAGCCACUUUUUAUUGGUUCAUUAUUUGAGACAAUUGAUUUUGGAUACUAGUGUUAAAUAUUAUAAGGAAUGUAAAAUUAUCAAUGUUGGAUCGGCUGCUCACAUGUUUGUUAGAAAGGAGGAACACUUGAAUUUUACAAAGGAAAGAAUUAGUAAGGCUGACCCUACCAUGUUUGCUUAUGGUCAAUCCAAGCUCUGUAACUUGUUAUUUACAAAAUCCCUUGCUAGACAAUUACAAGAUUCAAAGGUUGGAGUAUAUGUUAUACAUCCAGGAGCUGUGCAAACAAACUUUUUCCGCAGAAUGCCAAUCAUGUCCAUUUUGAAUUGGAUUGUUUGGUACUUUUUCAAGACUCCAGAAGGAGGUGCUCAAACUCAAAUCCAUGUUGCCUUGGAAAGUAUGGAUAAGUUACGUAGUGGAGGAUAUUAUUCAGAUUGUGGACUGGCUAGAGAAACCUCUCUUGCAAAUAAUGUCGACAUUCAAGACAAGUUAUGGAACUUCAGUGAAGAAUUGUGCAAGGAUUAUAUGUAA
Naegleria gruberi is the source of this 984-nucleotide messenger RNA. RefSeq lists its product as uncharacterized. The record is from RefSeq and is a predicted model, not a curated record. The coding region runs from base 1 to 984 and encodes 327 amino acids. NCBI's taxonomy places the organism in Eukaryota, Heterolobosea, Eutetramitea, Acrasida, Naegleriidae. The transcript has a single exon.